UUAGUUUCACUGGAGAGUGUUUUUCUAAACGACACCAUCAGGAGAGGACACACAGGAACUGCUGAGAGAAGGGACGCAGUUAGAAUAUAUGACAGGUGAUUUAUUUGCCUGAAGAUAUUUAAGGAACUACAAAGGGCAAAACUACCAUUUGAUCACAAUGGCUUCAUGGAAAUGUGUCUGUGUUCUGGCAGUGGUAGUUCUCACGGCAACAGGAUCACACUCACAGAGUGUGUGUGGAAAUGCGACCCUGAACACCAGGAUUGUGGGGGGUGAGAACGCCCCACCGGGAAGCUGGCCUUGGCAGGCCAGUCUGCAUCUGCAGGGGAGUCAUGCGUGUGGAGGGUCUCUCAUCAACAACCAAUGGGUGCUGUCUGCCGCUCACUGCUUCAAUAGCGACUCAAAUACUGCUGACUGGGGUGUUUAUCUGGGUCGGCAGUUCCAGAAUGGAGAUAACCCAAACGAAGUGUUCAGAUCUGUCGUAAGCAUCACCACUCAUCCCAGCUACAGCCAAGUGACCAAUGACAACGACAUCGCCCUGCUGCAGCUCAGUUCCGCCGUCAGCUUCACUGACUACAUCCAGCCUGUCUGUCUGGCAGCAGACAGCAGCAUCGUCGGUGCCGGCGUUGACACCUGGAUCACUGGGUUUGGCACAUUAUCCGAAGGCGGGAGUCUGGCCAAUACUCUUCAGGAGGUGGACGUGCUGGUGGUGUCGAACAGCCAGUGCGCCGCAGAUUAUGCAGCCUAUUCCAUCACAAACAACAUGAUCUGCGCAGGCCUGGCGCAGGGAGGAAAAGACUCCUGCCAGGGAGACUCCGGUGGCCCAAUGGUGAACAAGCAGGCCUCUGUGUGGGUUCAGUCUGGCAUUGUGAGCUUUGGAGAUGGCUGUGCCCGUCCCAACACCCCCGGGGUUUACACCAGGGUCUCCCAGUACGAGUCCUGGAUCACCUCACGGGUCAAUGGUCCCACGCCUGGCUUCGUCUCGCUGUCCCUCCCGGGCAGCGCUGCCCGCCCCCUCUUACACUUCCUGCUGUCCCUACUUCCCGUCUUCCUGUCCGUCUUUGUCCUCUCUGGCUGGGGACAGUGAAACUGCAGCGGAUUGGUCAGUUUCAAAACAGUACAGUACUAAAACUGCAGUCGAUUGGUUAGUUUUAAAACUGUACGGUACUGAAACUGCAGCGGAUCGUCUCUUUUUAAAACAGUACAGAGUUCUUGUAAAAACAGAAUUGUACUUCUGAAUCGUUUCAAGACUUUCCCUAAUAUUCUUUCCAAGCUGUUACACAAAUAGUGCACCCCUGAAGUUUUAAUGAAAAUGAGAUUCUAAAUAAAAGAGGUAUAGAUUUUUAUGUAACAUCAUAUAUAUAUAUAUAUAUAUAUAUAUAUAUAUAUAAAUAAUUCCAUGUAUGUGAAUGUAUGCAUAUAAUGUACAUAACAUUAAGUGAAUACUGAACAUGUAUAUAUGUGUACUUUUCAGAUGAUUGGCGUAGCAUUGUGUGCCUGCCGUUCCUUUCCAAUAGGUUGAUUUUAUCAGUACAAUAAUUACAGUAAAUACAGUGUAGCCUUGUGGGACCUGAACACAGAACUUGCAUCCUCAUACUCAACAAUCUUAGGGCAUGCCGGGUUGUUCUAAAUAAAUUAGUGAAUAAAAUUUUGAAAACAUAACCCUUGAAUUGAAUUUUCACUUGAAGCCACCCUCUAAAGUGCCUCUUGUCACAGCCUUUACUUCCUAAUCUAAUACUGUGAUUCAUAGAAGGGAAUUAGAAUAUUUCUGAUGGAAGACACAUCCAGCAGAUUUAUAUUGUGGUAAUUCAUCAUUAUGUAAGCAUCAAUUUAAAGGUUAUUUUUAUAUCUGUAUUGCCUCUUCUUGCUCUUGUUAAUGUUGUCAUAAUGGGAAUUUAUCACUUAAAGUGGGUCCCAACCGGAUGUAUGGAUGCAGUUGUAUAAAUUCUUUAAGAGGAUUACAAUAAAUUUGUAGAGAUGAAA
Messenger RNA from Anguilla rostrata (American eel), 1980 nucleotides. Its product is annotated as testisin-like. Gene Ontology annotation, biological process: proteolysis. The transcript has 6 exons. The coding region runs from base 158 to 1084 and encodes 308 amino acids. The record is from RefSeq and is a predicted model, not a curated record. NCBI's taxonomy places the organism in Eukaryota, Metazoa, Chordata, Actinopteri, Anguilliformes, Anguillidae. Gene Ontology annotation, molecular function: serine-type endopeptidase activity.